Messenger RNA from Arabidopsis lyrata subsp. lyrata, 2549 nucleotides. RefSeq names its product traB domain-containing protein. Bases 1223 to 2326 code for a protein of 367 amino acids. The transcript has 12 exons. Lineage: Eukaryota; Viridiplantae; Streptophyta; Magnoliopsida; Brassicales; Brassicaceae. The record is from RefSeq and is a predicted model, not a curated record.
ACAAUACAUUUUUUGGAUGCUUGUUAAGUCUGGAAAAAGCAAAACUCAAGCCCAAGAUUACUUAAAGGGUACCCAAACACGAGAAAAAAAUGAGUUACUUAGCCAGCAAUUUGGAAUUGAGUACAAUUCAUUACCUGUAAUCUUCCGCCUGGGGUCUUCCGUUUUCCGCCUAAAGACGCAGGAAGGUGUUGCAGAGGAGAAUGGAGAAGUUUCAGGAAAGCAAGUGGAAGCAGAAGUGGUUGUAGACUACUCUAACAUUAUCGACCAAUGUUUCUGGCAACAACAUCCUCACAUUCUUAGCUGCUCCUAACACAAAGGUAUUCAUUGCUACCAAAAAAUCCAAAACGAUAACCGAAUGAGCUCUUAUUUUGAUAAACCAGAACUGAAUUAAUGAAUUACAAAAAAAUUGAACCGGAUGGUUUAUUUUUCUACUUUCACUAUUUUUUUUCCAUUAUUUAAAAUUUUAACUUAUUUUAAUUUGGCAGCUAAUUUUCCUUUUGACUGGUAAGGAGGAGAAAUAUUUAGUGCUUUUCUUUUUUUUUGGUAAAGUAAGAUUCGUCAAAAUAGAUUGACUAAAAUGAUAAAAGGGGUAAAUAAAAUCUCUUCAAAAAAUUUUGACUGAUAUCCGUCCAAUUAAGGUAAGUUCGUGAAUUUGCAUACCAAAUAUUUGGAUAUGAUGAUACUGCUUCUUCUUGUGUAGACUUUGACCCAUAAACCUCAAAAUAUUCUUUGAAUUCUGGCACCUUAAUAAAAACUUUGACCCAAAAUGAGAGAUUGGGUUCUUGCCUAGUGAAUGAUUAAAAUCUCAUUCCAAGUACAACAAUAUUUUAAUUAAUUAUCCUCUUUUUUUUUAGUUAAUUUGUAUUUAUAACACCUAGGUAGAUUUUCUCUAUUCAUUUAAAGAAAGUUGGUAAAUUACAGCCAUAAUUAGUAGCAGAAUCAAAGAGAUUUUAAUUAUUAAGAAACUUUUGAAAUAUACAAUUAAUAUUUGAUUUCUUUCGUUCCUUUUUCACCAUUUUAAAUUAAUUAAAUAAAAAUAAGCGUUACCUCCGUCGACGAUCAGACGAUUCUGCCAUAGUGCCAUUGUUAUACCUUUGGCUUAGCUCGUAACGUUUCUCUCUCUCUCUGUCUCUCCCUCCCGUUCCACACUACAUUCGCCGUCCGUCAGAAUCUUCGAAUUUACCAAUUCCGCCACUCACUCCUCCUCGAUCACUGUCGUGAAAUGGAGCUGAAGCCGGAGGUUCAAUCUGGAGAGGAAUUUGUCCACAUCGAUGACCCAAAACCUUGCAGAGAUUUUUUGUUAAGCGAAAACAUAGUGAAUGUGGAGGAGGAGCUUCUCAGGGAGGAAGAAGAUAGCAACGCUAGUUCAGUGAUUACUGGUGACGAUUCGAUCGGUGAAAGUGGUGAUGAUGAUAUCUGUGGUGUAGCGGAUUAUGUUGAGUGUGCGUUUGAGACGAAGACGGAGAAGUUGGAGCUGCCUGAGGAAUUUGCGAAAAGCGUUAUGGUUCUAACGUGUGAGUCCACAGUUGAAGGUGGAUCUUGUGAUGUUUACUUGGUUGGCACUGCUCAUGUAAUCCAGGAAUCAUGUCGAGAAGUUGAAACUGUAAUCAGAUCCUUGAAACCGCAGGCUGUCUUUGUGGAGUUGUGUACAAGUCGAUUGUCUAUUCUCACACCUCAGACUCUGAAGGAACCAACUUGGAUGGAAAUGAUAGACAUGUGGAAGAAGAACCACAACCUAUUUGAAAUACUUUACGGAUAUAUUCUUGCAAAGGCCGCCAAGAAGCUUGAAGUUUUUCCUGGUGCUGAAUUUCGUGUGGCAUUUGAAGAGGCAAACAAAUAUGGUGGCGCAGUGUUUCCUGGCGAUCGUCCAGUACAGAUCACGCUACAGAGAACAUGGGGUAAAAUGCCUCUAUGGCACAAAAUAAAACUAGUGUACAGCAUAGUGUCUCAAGCUGUCUUUCUGCCGAAGCCUAAGGAACUUGAGAAGAUGCUGAAAGACAUGAGCGAUGCUGAUAUGCUGACAUUGGUGAUUCAAGAAAUGAGCAAGGAAUUUCCGUCUCUCAUGGAGACACUUGUGCAUGAGCGAGAUAAGUACAUGGCAUAUUAUUUGUUGAGACUUGCAAGUGAGCAUAGUUCAGUCGUGGCAGUUGUCGGUAGAGGGCAUCUUCAAGGGAUCAAGAAGAAUUGGAACCAACCUAUAAACAUAAAGGAACUAUUGGAGUUACCGACAAAUGAAUCGAUUUUUACUGUAAAGAAUAUUCUGAAAUAUCUGGUGGUUGCAGUCGCCGGGACAGCCAUAGUUUCCGGCAUGUAUCUUGCUAAGUAAAUUAAUCUCAAGGUGGAGUGAGUUUCUCAUGAGGAGAAUAAAACGUAGGCGAUAUAACAGAUGAUGACAUAAACUUCAAUAACCGUUAUAAACUUAUGCUGUCAUGAUCUUAUUUAUUUUUGGUUUUAGGAUGAAUAAUUUCGUAAGAACUAUACAAAUCAAUUCUUUUCCCUUCCAUGUGUCAAUUCAACUACUAAUUCCAUUUUUUUUAAGCUUUGAAUCA